Mauremys reevesii (Reeves's turtle) is the source of this 1293-nucleotide messenger RNA. Its product is annotated as cytosolic Fe-S cluster assembly factor nubp1-A-like. Lineage: Eukaryota; Metazoa; Chordata; Testudines; Geoemydidae. The record is from RefSeq and is a predicted model, not a curated record. The transcript has 11 exons. Gene Ontology annotation, cellular component: cytosol. Gene Ontology annotation, molecular function: ATP-dependent FeS chaperone activity; 4 iron, 4 sulfur cluster binding; ATP binding. Gene Ontology annotation, biological process: iron-sulfur cluster assembly. The coding region runs from base 200 to 1186 and encodes 328 amino acids.
CGGCUCCGCCCACCCCGGCUGCUCUCCCAGGGGGCACAGCAGGCGGGGCCCAACCACGUGACACGGGAGCGUCGCGCGACUUGACACCAGCACGUUCCCUAACGGAUCAGCAACGUCACAACGGUCACCGGGAGCCGUGACCGCCGCCCCGGAAGUGGUUCGGCGCCCCCGGAAGUGGCGCUGCCGUAGCGGCUGAGCGAUGGCGGAGGGUCCCGGAGCCGCGCCGCCGCCGCACGGCUGCCCCGGCACCAGCAGCGCCCAAGCGGGCAGAGCCGCCGCCUGCCAGGGAUGCCCCAACCAGGGGCAGUGCGCGGCCGGCGGCCCCGCCGCCCCGGACCCGGCUAUAGAAGAAAUAAAGGAGAAAAUGAAAAUUGUGAAGCACAAAAUCCUAGUUUUGUCUGGGAAAGGAGGAGUCGGCAAGAGCACUUUCAGCGCCCACUUGGCUCAUGGCUUAGCAAAGGACGAGACUAAACAGGUUGCUCUGUUGGACAUAGAUAUUUGUGGACCAUCAAUCCCUAAAAUAAUGGGUAUAGAGGGAGAACAGGUUCACCAGAGUGGUUCUGGAUGGUCUCCGGUGUAUGUUGAAGAAAACUUGUGUGUCAUGUCUGUGGGGUUCUUGCUCAGUGGUCCUGAUGAUGCUGUUAUCUGGAGAGGACCCAAAAAAAAUGGAAUGAUCAAACAAUUUCUUCGUGAUGUAGAUUGGGGUGAAAUUGACUACCUUAUUGUGGAUACACCUCCAGGUACUUCAGAUGAACAUUUAUCUAUUGUGCAGUAUCUAAGUUCCUCACACAUAGAUGGCGCAGUUAUAAUCACUACUCCUCAGGAAAUAUCACUUCAGGAUGUUCGAAAGGAGAUCAACUUCUGUCAUAAGGUGAAACUGCCAAUCAUAGGUGUUGUUGAAAAUAUGAGUGGCUUUGUAUGCCCAAAAUGUAAGAUUGAAUCGCAAAUCUUUCCUCCAACAACUGGAGGAGCAGAGAAGAUGUGCCAAAAUUUAAAUGUUUCUCUCCUGGGGAAAGUGCCCCUAGAUCCUCAAAUAGGGAAAAGUUGUGAUCAAGGUCAAUCUUUUUUCUCUGAAAUACCUGAGUCGCCAGCUACUUCAUCUUACAGGAAUAUCAUCCAAAGGAUUCAAGAAUAUUGCGGCUUACACCACUCUCAAGAAAAAUUAUCUAACCAAGGAAUGGAAUAAAUGUGCAGUUAAUUAUAGGAAAGCAAUGAUUGUGUCGUGAAUCGAUAGGAAGAAUGUAAAGACUUGUACUCCCUUUCUGUAUUGCAAAUAAAUAGUUUUUAAGUUAA